Messenger RNA from Cervus elaphus (red deer), 1256 nucleotides. RefSeq names its product synaptotagmin 8 (gene SYT8). Gene Ontology annotation, biological process: calcium ion-regulated exocytosis of neurotransmitter; cellular response to calcium ion; synaptic vesicle endocytosis. Lineage: Eukaryota; Metazoa; Chordata; Mammalia; Artiodactyla; Cervidae. Gene Ontology annotation, cellular component: axon; dense core granule; synaptic vesicle membrane. Gene Ontology annotation, molecular function: calcium ion binding; syntaxin binding; clathrin binding. The record is from RefSeq and is a predicted model, not a curated record.
GAGGUGGAUUGGGGGGCGUUGCGGCCAGCCUUGCAGGGCCGAGCGGAGGGUGGCCUUCUAGUGGCCUGGAGUUCUGCUCCGUCGCGUACCCGCUGCCUGCGGGUUGGGGGCUCCGAUGGGCACAGCGGUCAGCAUCCUCGCGACGCCACCCAGGUGCAGCCGGAGGUGGGUAACGUGGCAUCUGGACCCGGGGCCCAGCAGUGCGUGCGCCUGCAGCUGUCCCUGGAGUGCGACUCUUGAAGCCAGGAGAUCAGGGUGGGCCUCCAGCAGGCCGCGGAGCUGAGGCCCGGGGCGCCGGGCGGCACGGCGGACCCCUGUGCCCGCCUGAGCCUGUCCCCGGACGCCGGGCGCACGCACGAGCCGAAGGUGCACCGCGGCACGCUGUGCCCCGUGUUCGAGGAGACCUGCUCCUUCCACGUGCCGCCCGCGGAGCUGCCCGGCCCGCCCUGCGAGUGCUGCUCCUGGACCACAGGUGCCUCUCCCAGCACCGGCCGCGGGGCGCUCAGCCUGCCGCGGGGCUCCGUGGAUCUGCAGCGCCUGCUGGAGCUCUGGCGCCCGCUGGGCCCGCCCGCCCCGGGCUCCCGCCCCCCGCCCGGCUCCUCGUGCUGCGGGGGCGCUGAGGCCCUCUCCUGCUGCCUGCUGCCUGAGCAGACCGCGGAGCUGGGCUUCUCACUGAGCCGCGUGCCCGGCUCGGGCCGGCUGACUGUGGUCGCGCUGGAGGCCCGAGGCCCGAGACCGGUGCUGGCAGGCGAGCACUGGACCCGCCCCUCCACGUGGACAGAGGAAACCCAGGCCCCAGCCCUCAGACCUGGGAGGCCCCCGACCCCUUCUGUGCGCCCAGACCCCUACGUGAAGGUCCAGCCCAUGCUGAACCAGAGGAAGUGGAAGAAGAGAAAGACGUCGGCCAGGAAGGGCACGGCCGCCCCUUACUUCAACCAGGCCUUCACCUUCCUUGUGCCCUUCAGCCAGAUCCAGGGCGUGGAUCUGGUGCUGCCGUGGGCAGAGCCUGUCGGCAAGGUGCUGCUGGGCUCCCGGGCCUCUGGGCAGCCCCUCCAGCACUGGGCGGACAUGCUGGCCCAGGCCCGGUGGCCCGUCUCCCAGUGGCGCCGCCUGCAGCCGGCCAGGGAGAUGGACCGGGCCCUGGCCUUGCAGUCCCACUGGCGUCUGCCCUUGCCCAGCUUCUGAGGCUGUCCCUGGGCCUGGGUCUCCCUGCGGGUUGCCCCGGGUCCCGCUGUAAUAAAUGCCUUCCCCCCACA